Molecule: messenger RNA, 6573 nt
Organism: Manis javanica (Malayan pangolin)
Lineage: Eukaryota; Metazoa; Chordata; Mammalia; Pholidota; Manidae
Gene: CDHR1
Product: cadherin related family member 1
Biological process (GO): cell migration; multicellular organism development; cell-cell adhesion mediated by cadherin
Cellular component (GO): catenin complex; adherens junction; plasma membrane
Molecular function (GO): beta-catenin binding; calcium ion binding; cadherin binding
Source: RefSeq, a predicted model, not a curated record
GCGGCGGCGGUAGCGCUCCAGCGAUCCGAGCGGAGUCAGCCGCUCAGCGCCCUCGCACACCCGCGGCCCCUCCCGCCACCGCCGCCGCCACCCCCACUGCAGUCCGUGCACUCCUCGCGCGCCCGGGGCAUGCUCCGGGUUCCUGCGCCCGGCCUUGGCGGCGGCGAGCUACACUACCCGCCCGCGGAGACAUGAGGCACCGCCCGGGGGCCGCCUUGGCCCUGGGGCUGCUCUUCCUCUGCCUGGCCCAGGCCAACUUCGCCCCCCACUUCUUCGACAACGGGGUCGGCAGCACUAACGGAAACAUGGCCCUGUUCAGCCUCCCAGAGGACACCCCUGUAGGUUCCCAUGUGUACACCCUGAAUGGGACAGACCCCGAGGGAGACCCUGUCUCCUACCACAUCAGCUUUGACCCCAGCACUAGAAGCGUCUUUUCUGUGGACUCCAAUUUUGGAAACAUCACCCUGGUUGAAGAGCUAGACAGAGAGAAGGAGGAUGAAAUUGAAGCCAUCAUCAGCAUUUCCGACGGCCUGAAUCUGGUGGCAGAAAAGGUCAUGAUACUGGUGACUGAUGCCAACGAUGAGGCGCCCAGGUUCAUCCAGGAGCCCUAUGUUGUUCAGGUCCCUGAGGACACACCUGCUGGGAGCAGCAUCAUUAAGGUCCAUGCAGUGGACAAGGACACAGGUUCUGGAGGAAGUGUCACCUACUUCCUGCAGAGCAAGGACUCUGCCACGUUUGCCAUGGACCACCACAGCGGCGUGCUGCGCCUCCGGGCUGGGAGCGCUCUGGACUACGAGAAAGCCCGGACCCACUUCCUCACAGUGGUUGCCAAGGACGGUGGAGGGAGGCUGCGAGGGGCUGACGUGGUGUUCUCAGCCACCACCACAGUCACAGUCAACGUGGGGGAUGUGCAGGACAUGGCCCCUCUCUUCGUGGGCACACCCUACUAUGGCUAUGUGUAUGAGGACACCUUCCCGGGCUCAGAGGUACUGACUGUGGUUGCCAUGGAUGGAGAUCGGGGCAAACCCAACCACAUUCUCUACAGCCUUGUGAAUGGGAGUGAUGGAGCCUUUGAAAUUAAUGCGACGUCUGGAGCCAUCUCCAUCACCCAGAGCCCUGUCCAGCUCCGGAGAGAUGUGUAUGAGCUGCAUGUACAGGUAACUGAGGUCAGUCCUGCAGGGAGCCCAGCUGCCCAGGCCACAGUCCCAGUCAUCAUCAGAAUCGUAGACCUCAACAACCAUCCGCCUACAUUCUAUGGAGAGAGUGGACCCCAGAACAGAUUUGAGCUGUCCAUGUAUGAGCACCCACCUCAGGGGGAGAUCCUGCGGGGCCUCAAGAUCACUGUCAACGACUCAGACCAGGGAGCCAAUGCCAAAUUCAACCUGAGGUUGGUGGGGCCCGGGGGUAUCUUCCGAGUGGUCCCGCUUACAGUCCUGAAUGAAGCCCAAGUCACCAUCAUUGUGGAGAACUCGGCCGCAAUUGACUUUGAAAAGUUCAAAGUGUUAACCUUCAAGCUCCUGGCCGUUGAAGUGAACACCCCAGAGAAGUUCAGCUCCACAGCGGAUGUUGUGAUCCAGCUCCUGGACACCAACGACAAUGUCCCCAAGUUCACCUCCCACUACUACAUUGCCAGGAUACCCGAGAAUGCCCCGGGCGGCUCCAACGUGGUGGCUGUCACGGCUGUGGAUCCAGACACAGGUCCCUGGGGCGAAGUCAAAUACUCCAUCUAUGGGUCUGGGGCAGACCUCUUCCUGAUCCACCCAUCCACUGGGAUCAUCUACACCCAGCCCUGGGCCAACCUGGAUGCUGAGACUACUGCCAGGUACAACUUCUAUGUGAAGGCAGAAGAUAUGGAGGGCAGGUACAGCCUGGCUGAGGUGUUCAUCACUCUGCUGGACAUCAAUGACCACUACCCCCAGUUUGGAAAGAGCAUCCAGGAGAAGACAAUGGUGCUGGGCACCCCAGUGAAAAUUGAGGCCACAGACCAGGAUGCAGAGGAGCCCAACAACCUGGUGGACUAUUCCAUUACCCACGCAGAACCAGCCAAUGUGUUCAACAUCGAUGCACACACAGGGGAAAUCCGGCUCAAGAACUCCAUCCACUCCCUGGAUGCCCUGCGCAACAUCACAUCCAACAGAGAUGCCACAUGGUCCCUAGAGGUGCAGGCCAAGGACCGCGGCUUCCCAUCCUUCAGCACCACAGCCUUACUCAAGAUUGACAUCACAGACACUGAGAUGCUGUCCCGAAGCCCCAUGGCCGCCUUCCUGAUGCAGACCAAGGACAACCCCAUGAAGGCUGUGGGCGUGCUGGCAGGCAUCGUAGCCAGCAUCGUGGCCAUAACCGUCCUCAUCUCCACCGCCACCUUCUGGCGCAACAAGAAGUCCAACAAGGUCCUGCCAGUGCGACGUGUGCUCCGCAAGCGGCCCAGCCCUGCACCCCGCGCCGUCCGCAUUGAGUGGCUCAAGCUCAGGAGGACCAGGGCUACUAACAAGUUUGAGCUCAGGGAGGAGCCUCCCCAUGAGAACUGCAACAAACACAGCUCAGGAGGCACCAUGCCCCCAGCCCCGGCUCCCCCUCCGCCCACCAGAAUGGCGCCCAGCACCGGCGUGACCCUCUGGACUGUGCCUACAGUCUCAGGCUCACUCACCCUUCAGCAACCCCGGUGGCCACCCAAACCCAAGGCCUUGGGGAGCCCCAGCCAGUCAGCUCUGGUCUCGGAGCUCAGGCAGAAGUUUGAGAAGAAGCAUGGAGAUGAGAAGGCUUACUUCUAAAGUGUGUCCUGUGGCCCCUCUCUUCCCCCCCAACAACCACCCUGUUGGCUUGGGCCAUGCUCCCCACUACCUGCUCCUUAUGGUCACUCCUGUCUUGCACAAUGGUGUAACACCCAUAUCCAAGGCUCUGGACAGCACCUUGGGCAAGGGAUUUCUCUGGUUACGGGAUGCAGUUGGCAAACGCUUCCCCAUCACCUACAUCCUUGGCACAACUGUGGGGUUCCCCAUUCCUCAGAGGCUGGAAACAGACAAAGAGCUAGCUCUAUGUGUCUUCUACUUACCAAGCCCAGACUUAACAGUCCCUUGGGUACCCCUGGGGCCUCAGCAUCCUUAGUCAAGGAGCAGAGCCCGAGCCACAUGUGAUAAGGCCUCCUAGGUUAUGAAUCAUAAAGUCUCUGGCUAAGAGCAGGAGCAGGAAAGGUUGGUUUAGUCCUGGCUGAGGCUGGAGAUCAGCGAACCUUGCAGGCUGUAGGAGAGCAAAUGCAUCAGGGGAGGGCAAAGAUGCACUGAAAACUCAGCUGACUGGGACUGUGCCUGAAAGCCAUCGGGAAGAGGGAUGCUGGUGUCCGGGCAGAGACUUUGGUCCCCUGCUGUGCUCACAUGGAACCAGGAGCACAGAGGUCCAAGAUGACGAUGCAAGGAUGACAGCAGAUGGCCUCAGCCAGGGCUGCCAUGGGCCCAGAAAUCUCCAAGCUGGAGCCACAGUGGUAGCCCUAGAAGUUUCCAGAAGAGCAUCAAGGCCCCCCUCUAGGAAGCUGUCCCACCAGAAGUCCUUGAAGUGACAGUGAAGGGCUGAGGUCUGAGGAGACUUCCAUUUUUAUCUGGCUCUUCUGCUCACGUGGCAUAAGCUUGGGAAAGCUGUUCAAAUCCCCUGACCACUCUCUUCUUCAUCUGUAAAAUGAAAAGAGUAAGUCCUGGCUGCCUCACUCACAGGCCUAAGGUGAGGAUUGAAAUACUAUGUGAUGAUGAGGGCUUUAGCCAAGCACAAAGCAGCGCAAAUGUGAAGUAUUUUUCUGCAGCCCCGUUCUCUGGGGUGCAGCUCUUCCACAAAGUAUUAGAAGCCUCUCAUCUACUCUGCCAUGCACCCCAAGGGGGCACUGUGCUGCAUUUGGGUCUGGCCCACAUCCCGGGCAGACAGAGCUGGACAAGGGCGUUGCCCUAGACACACGCCUCCCUUUGCGUUCUCCACCACAGACCCAGUGUGGCCGACCACCGCCAGAGACCCUGGCCGACCACCGCCAGAGAGUACCAGAGCUAAGCAGCACAUCCAGACCAAACCUCCCUUUUGCCAAGAGGAUAAAAACACAUUCCCAAGAGAGGAGGGGUUGCCUGAGGCCAUACAGCGGGUUGGUAGCAGGACCUGGUCCAAAGGCUCCCCACCCCCAGGGGAUUUCCCUUUAUUCAGGCACACCUCUUUCAGCUUGUGACAACCUCCCCAAGGAGAGGAGACAUGCAGGCCUCUAUGAUUACUCCAAGGAGUCCUCCCCGGCUCUAAGGAAACCUGCUGUGUGAGGAAAUCUGGAUAUGUACAGAGAGAAAGGAGAGCAGAUCUUCAUAUUUCCCACCAUUCACUUACAACUCCUCUAGAAUAUGAGGGUGAUUUUAUUUUGACAAAUUGUAUGCAUGUAUGGUUUCUUGAUUUCUAAGUCUGAGUUUUGAGGUUACUCACAUAUACUGAAUAUACAGGAACUUUGCACCCUGUGGUUUAGGAGAGGGCUGCCUUGGACCAUGUUUGCCCUCCACAGGGAAUACAGCAUCCUUACAACUUGCAUGCAAUCAACUUCUUUUGUAAAUGAUAAAAUAAAAUCUGUUAACUAAGGGACAACCUGAGCCCCUGCCCCCUGGUUGUGUUCAUGUUAACUGACUUGUAGAGACCAGUCUUCCUGACAGCCAAGCUCAGCCUGCUUCCUCGCUCCCUCCUAUGGUGGGAGGAUCCUUCCUCCAACCUCCAGAUCUGACUCUGUGGGAGGCUGAAUGUGUCCAAAUUGCCAUGCAUACACCUCUGACUAGCACAUUUAGGGCAUGUCAGCAGAGUAUAGCCCAUUAGGGCCUAGACUGGGCUUUUCUCCUGAGCCAGACAAGCCCUAGCAGGGCUGCUUGAGGAAGACUGGGAUCUGGAUCUAGAACUCAUUAUUCCCUAACCCAGCCCAGUGAGGGUAGGAAUUGGGAAGCCUGGCUGGGCAUGAAAGUUGGGAAGCGGUUUUCUCUCCGGAACAGUGGUCAUGAAGGCCUCUGGGCUGGAAGCUCAGGCCAGCAUCUGGGCCCUGGGAGGGAGGUGGGCUCCUCCACAGGCCCAGGAACUUGAACCAAGGCAGAGGCAAUCUUGGAAACUCCACACAUGGUCAGAUAUGGGGAGGUAUGGAGAAAGUACCUAGUUGCCAGCAUGAGCCAAACUGGGAAAAGGAAGAAAGUACAGCUGAGCCUGAGAGGCCAGCAAACAUGGCAGCCCAGGAAGAGAGACCCCAGCCAGUGGGAGUGAGGCCAGGCCAAGCCCCACUGCUCUAGGGAAGGGUGGCUGCCACAGGACUGCUGCCCAGUCACAUUGGCACAGCCCUGGACUACAUGGUGGCACCAUGUCAGCCUCAGGGUGAAGAGCUGGGAGGCAGGGGUGACAGGUGAGUCAGGCUCACUCUCUCCUGGGCCCCCAAGAAUGGAAGGACAAUCAAUACAUAUGACUCCAAGAAGUCUGCAGAAGAGUGUGCAUUUUUUCUUGUGACUGACCUCAGACUUUCUAAUUAUAUGAAAUAACAUGGUGCUUUACAGCCUGACAGCCCUGAGUCUGAAUCCUGGUUCUGCUAUUUAAGUGUGACUUUGGGCAAGAGACCAAGGCUUCCUGAGCACCCUUUUCCUCAUCAAUGAAUAAUGCCAAAGACCACUGCUAUGAAGAUGACCAGAGCUAAUCUCUGUAAAGCACCUAGCAUCAGCUUUGUACCUGCUGAUACAAGCUCGGCAGACAGUCAUUACUCUUAAUUGUACAAGACUACAACUAAGAGGGCAUUUGAGAAAGGCUGACAGUCCACAUGCAAGAGCACCACAUCCUGAAGGAGACGCCUGCUCAUCCUACGUCCAGGAUGUUUCCAUGCCCAUGGAGCCUUUCCUUUGUACUGGAGAAGAGAGGACAGUAGAAGAGGAGGGAAAUAUGGGCAGGCAGCUGACCCAGCGUCUGACCUGUGCACUCUACAGCCUGUGUUUGAGCAUCUUCCCUCCCAGGCAGUUAGGAACUGAUGAAACAACCCCAAGAGGACCUGUGAGACUGUACUGAACAUCUGUCCAGCAGAGCCCAACUGCCAUAGUGUGGCAAGAGCCGGGGAGGAGCCAGUCCCCUGUUUCUCUAAGGUCUUCAGGAAUUUUGCUGCUCUCAGGAACUCGAAGCUUUGAGAGAUUCCAGGUCCAGCCUACCUGGUGUGAUGUUGGUAUUGCUGGCAGGCAGUAAUGCUUCUCUGACAGUCUUUAAGGGCUCUGACCAUAGGAGGAUGAACAGGGAGAAUGGGGAGGAUGCCCCAUGAGGACUAGGGCUGCCAGACUGGCAUGUGGGCAUAGGGAGGACCCCUAGGAGCUUCACAGAAAUAACCCUGGUGAGGUGGGGGCAGUAUUCUGAAGGGCCUAGUUUCUAGAAUCAGGUGCGGAUGAUUUCAGUGACCACGAUUUGAUCAAUAAAGUAAGUGAGCUUAUUUUGUAGCAAUAGGCUAAUGAUCUGGGGACAUCUGUAUGACACUAUGAAAUUGUGGAAAUGUACCUUUUUAGCUGAAUGAGGUCCACUCAUUCAUUCGUUAAUCAAUAAUUUACUUAUUCAUUCUCUUAA